Molecule: messenger RNA, 852 nt
Organism: Frieseomelitta varia
Lineage: Eukaryota; Metazoa; Arthropoda; Insecta; Hymenoptera; Apidae
Exons: 4
Coding region: 53-826 (257 amino acids)
Source: RefSeq, a predicted model, not a curated record
UUAUUGAAAAAGGGCAGACAGCAGUCGCACGUAAGUCAGAAGGCUUUUAGAAAUGGCCAGGAACAUUCUUUACGUUGUGCCAUUGUGGUUUGUGUUAUUAGUGACGUGGGCAGAUGAUCGCGUUCUCCUCACAGAGGAAAAUGAACGACGAUGGAACACACCACCGGAGCUUACACCACCAGAGCAAGUAAUCAAGACGUCCAAUGCGAAAAGCGGACGAUCGUUGUCUAUUCCAAUCACGACAAAUAUCCACGUAAACGCGGGAAACAAUGCACACUCUUUGGGCUUUCAACUACGGCCCGAAGGCGUUAGCUACUCUGAAAGCAACAGCUUCAAUCAUCCAUUGUCUGGAGCGAGUGGGAGCAUUUCGCAAAGUCAGUCGGUGUCAUUCUCCGCAGGAUUAACAGGAAUCUCCGGUGCUGUGUCCGGAGCAGUUAGUCAACAUUACCCUGUAUAUGGUAAUCAAGGAAAUAUGAACAGCCAAGUUGGUUUUGGCAGUGCAGCUGCUUCUUCAUCUGGUAAUCAAAACAAUCAUGCGACUUCUGCUAUCACGUCUUCGAAAGGAAUGACUAUCCGGUUUCCAGGGCAAAGUCAAAAUCGACCAAUCUGGACCAAUAUUCGUCCUAAUAACAAUAAUAACGGCCACCAUCCUUCACGUAUGCCAAAAUUAAACAUCACAGUAAAACCGCAACGUGAACAGAAUCGUGGCCCAAUUAAGUUACACGUUUCGGCACAUGGAACAAGAUGGAACGAUAAUCAACCAAAAAUUCAUAUACACACAUGGCAACCUAAUUCUGGAAAUUAUGACGAUGAUGAACGAAGAUGAACAAAAAUAUAUAAAUAACUUUAAUU